Drosophila persimilis is the source of this 578-nucleotide messenger RNA. Its product is annotated as protein Turandot X. The record is from RefSeq and is a predicted model, not a curated record. The coding region runs from base 16 to 429 and encodes 137 amino acids. Gene Ontology annotation, biological process: immune system process. NCBI's taxonomy places the organism in Eukaryota, Metazoa, Arthropoda, Insecta, Diptera, Drosophilidae. The transcript has a single exon.
AGUGCCAGUAUAGCAAUGAAGGUUCCGGUGUUCCAAUUAAGUUGUCUGUUGUGCCUGAUCGUGUGUCUCCUGUGCUCAGUCAAGGCACAAAAGGACGAUCAAUACGACACUGAAAAGAGCAGGAUACUCGAAAUAUAUAAUAAUCCGGCAGUAGAUGAAUUUACGAAGGAAAGGAAUAUUCCAAAACUAAUCGAAUUUUAUAGGCGCUAUCCCGCUCGCAUUCAGCUGCCCGAUGCCGAUAAGAGACAAUGGGAUGAGUUCGUUGCCAGAUAUACCGAGUCCCAGACUAAGUUGGUGGAUGGACUUCCGGCUCAAGGAGGAUGGGUUGGAUCCGUUCUGUCCAGUACGGUCGGCAACUUGAUAGCCAAGUUCAUCUUUAGUCUCAUCAGAUACGAUCCAACGACACCUAAGCCAACUGGGGCACACUGAAAAAUAUAAUAAAUAUUCGCCCAUAUUCCUCUCUUAUAAUGAGGUCUCUCUCAUAACGAAGGAAUUCAAAAAUACUCAAUAUAUUAUUUUAUGAAAACCUGAUAUAAUCGAAUUGUUUUUAAAAAAAUAAAGGAAUGAUAUGCAAAAUA